AGCAGGAGAAUUUUACGCUAAAAUCUCGGUCUAGUAACCGUAUUUCCAAUGAUUGUAUUAGGUUUUAUGCAGCAUUAACAUUUGAGCAAUGGCAACAAGAAGUUUAACUGAGGUGUUUAUACUAAUGCGCAACAACGCUGUACAAAGUCGGCAUAUAUUCUCAGAACAAGUGAGUAAACAAAGACAAAAAUCGAAAAGCAAAAGCCGAAAAGGGGUCUGUGUGAUCAAUGACAUCAUCAAAGCACAUUCCCACGAUUCUUUAACCUCCUUGGCAGAUGAUAGAGUGGCGCUAGUCAGUAAGGACCCUGAAGCUGGCCUUACAAAUUCCAGAAUCAACAAGCUUCCUCCAGAGUGGGUAGAUGGAGUAGAGGAGAUACAAUAUGAAAUAUCACGAAUACAACAAAAAAUUAAGGAGGUUUCUACUCUUCAUGAUAAGCAUUUAAACCGGCCUACGAUGGAUGACUCCAUAGACGAAGAACACGCUAUAGAAAUCAUGACACAAGACAUAACACAGAUGUUCACCAGGUGUCAUCGGCUGGUUCAGCAGAUUGGUGCUAGGAGCAGAAGUGCCACCUCGCAGGAACAGCGCGUAACGCGUAACGUGAUGUCAUCGCUCGCGUCACAGCUACAGAGUCUUUCAGGCAACUUCCGACAGUCUCAGUCGGCAUAUUUAAAACGAUUGACGGGACGAGAGGAGAGGUAUUUUGAACAUUUUGACAUCAGUCUUCCCCAGUCUAGCUCCAUGAUGUUGGAAGAUGAAGAGUUACAGGAGAGAUAUGACAGGGGCUUCACGUCACAGCAGAUGAAGUUUGCAGAGGACAACAGCGUGCUCGUGUCGCAGCGGGAGCAGGAGAUUGCGCUCGUCGUCAAGUCAAUCGCAGAGGUCAACGAAAUCUUCAAGGAUCUCGCACAGAUCGUCGCCGACCAGGGCACGGUGCUUGACCGCAUCGACUACAACAUCGAGCACGCCAGCGAGAGCGUCAAGGAGGGCCUGCAGCAGCUGCAGAAGGCGGACAAGUACCAGAAGAAGAAUCGCAAGAUGAUGUGUAUUCUGCUGCUCGCCGUUGCUGUCAUCGUCCUCCUCAUCAUCCUCAUCUGGAAAAAGUCUUAGCAACCACGUGCUUGUCCUUUCCUGUUCCCAUUAUUUAUUUCAUCGUCGCGUGCGCGCGGUGCAGGCGGUGGUGCCCCCUGGGCGACGGCACGGGUGUGUGUCGUCGCACCUGUAUAUAGUGUGCAUGUAUUUAUAUUUAUCUCAUGCUGGCGCGGCACGUGGUUACCUUCACAGGUCAUGUGUGAGGGCAUGUGCUCAGCCUGCUCUCCUGUCAUUGUAAAUAAUUGUUGCUAAAUCAGUAGUUUAAAAGAUGAUAGUGAUGAUGACGACGAUGAUGAGGGUGAUAGUGAUGAUGAUUCGAGAAAUCUUUGUUGAAUGGUUCAUUGUCUCACAUAUAUCUCUGUACGCGGCAGGGCGAACAAAAAAGUAGCUAGAUGCUAUAUAAGAAAUUAUAUUUAACGUCGUUGUAAAAAAAAAUUGCGUUACUUUGAACGAACGAACAUUCCCAUUUUAUCUCGUUACUAGCGCGAUAUUGUCUGCAGCCUAAAGCCUAGUGCAGAUUUGCGAUUUUUGGUUGCUCGUCGCUGCAACCUGCAACCGCAAGCGAUCGCUUGAUGUGUCACCGCAUGUUCGCACACAUGCGAUUUCGAAGCAAUUCUAGAGCAAUUUGGGAGCGAUUGGGAGCGACGAGUCGCUC
This is a messenger RNA of Priapulus caudatus, 1748 nucleotides long. RefSeq names its product syntaxin-16-like. Gene Ontology annotation, molecular function: SNAP receptor activity; SNARE binding. The record is from RefSeq and is a predicted model, not a curated record. The transcript is spliced from 7 exons. Gene Ontology annotation, cellular component: endomembrane system; SNARE complex; membrane. NCBI's taxonomy places the organism in Eukaryota, Metazoa, Priapulida, Priapulimorpha, Priapulimorphida, Priapulidae. Gene Ontology annotation, biological process: vesicle-mediated transport; vesicle fusion; intracellular protein transport. Bases 89 to 1111 code for a protein of 340 amino acids.